AUGAGGUUGAGGUUGGAGUGAAAGCAGGGCUGAGGGAUGUUUUGUGCUGGAUGAGAAAUCAUCACCCAAACAGUAGCAUCAGAUUCAAAAGACUGGGGGGGAAUAAAAUCUAGUACGUCAGAAUAUGUACGGUGGGCAGCACGGUCGCCUCACAGCAAGAAGGUUCUGGGUUCGAGCCCCGUGGCCGGCGAGGGCCUUUCUGUGUGGAGUUUGCAUGUUCUCCCCGUGUCUGCGUGGGUUUCCUCCGGGUGCUCCGGUUUCCCCCACAGUCCAAAGACGUGCAGUUAGGUUAACGUGGGGCGGCCUUGAGCUGAGGUGCCCUUGAGCGAGGUACCGAACCCCUGACUGCUCCCCGGGCGCUCUGGUGUGGCUGCCCACUGCUCUGGGUGUGUGUGUGUGUGUUUUCACUGUUUCAGAUGGGUUAAAUGCAGAGGAUGAAUUUCACUGUGCUUGAAGUGUGUAUGUGACGAAUAAAUAAAGGUUUCUUCUUCUAAAAAAGAAUAUAGUUUAUAAAAAUACUGGUGAUACCUUGGAUGCUUUCUUUUUUUUUUUUUAAACUUAGUUUUUAUUUCAGUUUCAUUCAAAAACAUAUAUACAGAAUCAUCAUAACUGCUGUUUUUUAAUACACAUGGUAACAACUAUGAUACAGCAAGGGAGACGGAGACUAUAAUGACAAAGAAAAAUAUAAAACAAAAUAGAAUAAAACAAAAUAAGAUAAAUAAAUUAAUAAUACAGAUCGGAUUGAUAUUGUAUGGGUUCCACACUAUAACAGUAAACCCAUGGCAGGGCUCCAACUUCUAGUGAAUAUAUCUUUUUGAAGUCUCAGGGAAGAUAUUAUUUGUUCCAUUUGAUAUAUUUCCUUUAUUUUUUCCAUCCACAUGUUGUAUGUUGGAAGGUCAGGCUUCAACCACCUUACUGUAAUGCAUUUAAUUGCUGUUGCUCGCAGUAUCUAUCUGUAAAAUAUAUUUUUUGGCUCUUCCUUCGAUGCCUCUUGGUAAUAGAGAUCUUGCAGUCAUGUGACCGGAAAGUACACAACCGCCGUCUUGUCGGUCAAAAACACCGCUGAAUACUGCUGCACUCGUGUACAGAAUGGAUCAAUUUCAACCGACGGACUACACGGCUCAUUUUUCUAAUGAACAGAUAACUAGAUAUAUGUCUAAAAUAAACAAUCUACAGAUUAGUGACCCUUAUGGCUUUCCGGACGGAGUUUUCAUGACCGGAUUUUGAACUGCCAGCGGAAUACCCGGACGUGUAUAAUUAUCUCAUUAACUUUCCCUCGCUGUUCAGUGGUGAAGCACUGCGUGCUUAUAAAUCUCUGGACAGUUAUCUUUACAGAAAUUCAGGAUUUGUCAGCGACUCAGAUGUGGCAUCUUGUAAACAAGAAUCCUCAUUGGAUGGGUAAGUCACUUAAGUAUUACUAGUACUGAUACUAGAUGCACUGACCAGCCGAUUAUAGAAUAGAAUAAGGUAAUUCCAAAUCGUCCGUCUUGUUUACAUGGAUCUGGCGUUGGAGAGGUAGAGGCUUAGCAGUGGAGAUUUGAGUGGCUGUUUUCUGAGCUUAGUCAACAGGUCGGCUCUGCAGCCUCGCUUUUGCUUCCGCUCCCGGCACCGCCUCCUUCGCUUUGCUUCCGAUAACAAUCCACGGAGACCCCGCUGGUCUCGCUAUCUCGUCCGGAAUGUUUUUUUUUUUUUUCUCGUCUGGAAUGUUGUGCAUGCGAUGGAAAUCACUACAAACCGUCAUUUUCUGCUGGAAACCAAUGUCCAGUAAGUCCAUACGGUUGUAGUGGAUAUUGAAGUCCGGUACAGACGAACAACACGCAAAAAUACACACAAAAAACAUAAAAAACGUGCACAGGUAGGGAGAGCUUGUAGCCGCAGCCGUUGUAGUAGAAUUGUAUAUAGUAGGGUUUUCCAGAAGAAAAGGUAGAAGUAAAAGCAGAAGUAGAACCAGAAGUAGAAGGCGGAAUAUGGCGUUUGACCGACAAGAUGGCGUCUGUCACAAUCUGGAUCGGCUGUGACGUCACAUGCAAGUGCUCCAUAGACCUAGUAGAGCCACCAUUGGGUCCAUUGUAAUAUUUCCACCAAAUACUUUAUUAAGUGUUUCAAACACUUCCUCCCAGAACGUUUCCAGUUUUGGGCAUAACCAAAGUAUGUGGAUCUGAUACCUUGGAUGCUUUCAGAAAAGUCCAGAUGUUCUUCAGAAACUGGUUUAAUGCCUCGAUAUCAGACACAAAGUCCCCCAGGUCAAUAAUCCGCAUCAUGAGUGCUAUAUGAGCAGCACAGAGAGGAAAGCCUGCAGGAGUGGGUUUAUAUCUCAUCCUUGGCUGCUUUUCCUUAUUUUCCUCAAAAUUUAAUCAGAUAUAACUUCAAUUUAAAAAAUAAUAAUAGUAAUAAUUAGUGACUAAUCAGCAACACAUCAUUCUCAAAUAUCAUUAAUUUGCUCCGUUGACUUUUCCAAAAUAAUGUUUGUAUCUGGAUUAAAUUAUUUAAUAAUAAUUUUAGAGACCAUUUGUUUAUCACGUACUCCUUUGCUUUAUUCCACAGCGUUCUUAGUUCUGGACUCUGAUUGGUCAGAAGGUGUUGAUUAAUUCUCUAUAACAGCAGAUCUGACAGUAGUGCAGGUCUAUAUUAAUGCACUUGUUCGAAUGCAUUAUUGUUUCAUGUAGUCAGUGAUGUGGUGAAGUUUUCUGUGAGGAGAAAUGUGUUUAUUUCUGUGUAACAGUCAGAAAUGAAGCUGUAACUUAAAUUUUUCCAACAGAGGAGUUUACACUGCUUGUGGUUUUUGGUAACAUGACAAACUGCAUUUGUUCUUUUUUUAUUAGCUUCAAGAGAGAAAAAAGUGAUGCUGCAUGCAGAGCAUUGGUGGAUGAGAUGGAAUGGGCCAUCGCCCAGGUCGACCCCAAGAAAAUGAUCAAAACUGGUUCAUUCAGGAUCAAUCCCGACGGCAGCCAGUCAACUAAAGACGUUCCGUUUGCGCGUUCAGAAGGCCAUCUCCUCGAGCUGAUGGAGGGUGUGUGUGAGAAGAUGAAGGAUUACGGUGAAACCUUGGAUCCUGCUACGAAUCGUAAGACAUACACGAGGUUCAUGGCACGUGAAGGCAGCCCCGCCGACAUUACUAACGUCUCGUACGAUUCGAGAGUCACGGCCAGCUUAAAGUUCGCUUGUGAAAUGAUCGUGGAGCAGAACGAGGAUGAAAUCAUUGAAUUCUUCGCUCAUGAAACGGACAACGUUAAAGACAAACUCUGCAGCAAGAGAACAGAUCUGUGUGACCACGCGCUGAAGAUACCUCACGAUGAGCUUUAACAUCACACUCAGUGAUAUUUGAAGAUCACAUCACAUGCAGUGGGAUUACAUUUGAGCUUGUAGCACAGAUUAAACGGAGACAUUUCAGAUUUAAUUGGAACAGGCUUCAGAUAUUCACUUGAUGUAUCUGAUUUUGUGGAGUGUGUGUGUGUGUGUGUUCAGCUUCAGCAUUGUAAACGCACAGCUCACACUGAUGCUGGUCUGAUCAUGAUGCUGAAACUGCCUUGAGGAGAACAUGUGACCAUCCACACACAGUUUACGCGCGUGUGUGUUUGUGUCAUGAGCCACAAAGCCGUCCUGAGGAAUUCCUUCUGUCUGAUCGACUGUCUGUUUUUCUGUCCAGUUGUCUAACAGCAUUAAAAUAGUCAUCAUAUGCAGGAUGUAAAACUCAUGUUUUGGUUUUAUUUUUAUUCCGUUAUUUAAGGUCACUCAUGUCUCCGUCCCUGUUUUGUGACACUUUUUUCCCAUCUGGAGCCACAAAUUUUGUAUAAAUUAAUGCUCUUGUGUUUCCUGUCUGACCUUUCUGUCACUUGUCUUUUUUGAUAAACAUGUUUUCACAAAGAA
Molecule: messenger RNA, 3867 nt
Organism: Neoarius graeffei (lesser salmon catfish)
Lineage: Eukaryota; Metazoa; Chordata; Actinopteri; Siluriformes; Ariidae
Gene: cnpy2
Product: canopy FGF signaling regulator 2
Exons: 5
Coding region: 2791-3303 (170 amino acids)
Cellular component (GO): endoplasmic reticulum
Source: RefSeq, a predicted model, not a curated record